AUGAAGCCACGCCUGUACUACGACGACGUCGCCUGGGAGUGGGCUGAAGCUAUCGCCAAUGCAUGGUUUCAACAGUUCUUCGACCCCAAGAUUCUGCAAUCCGUCGCGCAAUUCUUGAAAAGACACCAUGGCCCUGGAGAUGUUGAUGAAUUCACAUAUCUGGAGAAAGGCUCGUACAACAUCACCUUCCAGAUGAAGAACAAAAAUGCAAGCUCUACAGUCAUACGUUUCGUCCAGCCAGGAUCAAUCAUGUUUCCCGAAGAGAAAGUACGCAAUGAAGUUGCCAUGAUGCGAUACAUUAACGAUCAGACUGCCAUUCCUGUUCCUUUCCGUGGUAUUCUCAACCCCGAUAUCAGUGAGGCCAGGCUAGAGGCAUUGUAUGGAGAUGUUGCAACCGUCUUACUGAAGCUUCCCAAACCAGAUUUUCUUGGGAUAGGGUCACUGAAACAGGUCGAUGAUUUCACCUGGGAAGUAACCAAUAGACCCUUGUCAAUGCCUAUGAAUACAUUAGCAGAACUCCAUUUUACACACCUCACCAACCAGCGUAAUGAUGCGAUCGACUCAGCUGACGAAUGUCCACGGAAGCUUGUUGCUCGAUAUCUCUUUCGCAAACUUGCCCGGGAACCUCAUUUAACAAAGCCAGCUGAAGAUUGUCGCGUUGUUUACUGGGAGUUCACAUACGCUGCACCUGUUGAAUUCUCAUUUGCACUUCCUUUUGAAUAUCAACGACGUCUUCCAACCUUUCUCGAGGCGAUAAGAGCCCAGGAGGAUAGGGCGAUUGAGCAGGACUGUUGGGCGAGUGGGGAUUUCUGGAUAGCAUAUGCAGCGAGGAACAACUUCGCCUUUGACUUGAUUUACUCCACAAGAUCGAUCAGCGACUUUUUGGAUCGACGUCUACUCCCAUCGAUGAUGCUUGGAAACAGAGACUGGUCAUACUCAAGCCUGCAGAGAGAGCCGAGAUUGAACAAAUUGUGGCGAUUAAGGUUAAGAGAUACAGACACGGCCAUUGGCCUGGCAUCCGGAUGGCUACACCAGGGAGGUCGAAGAUACCCUCUGCGGAAAUAA
Molecule: messenger RNA, 1065 nt
Organism: Aspergillus eucalypticola CBS 122712
Lineage: Eukaryota; Fungi; Ascomycota; Eurotiomycetes; Eurotiales; Aspergillaceae
Exons: 6
Coding region: 1-1065 (354 amino acids)
Source: RefSeq, a predicted model, not a curated record